AGACACACCUGCGCGAGACUUUGACAAGGAAGGACACGAGACGCGACGCCUCUCAAAACAUCUCGCCGCAAUCAAGUUUUGGAAUGACUCAACUGAAGUUUGUGGAUUUCGACCGCUUCACUAAAGCAUGACGAGGUUCCUACAAUGUCUGGUUUAUAUCUCAUUGAUCUGGCCCCUCAGUCACACUGAGGCGUUUCCGCGGUCUAGCCAUGACAAGGGAGACAGCAGGAAACGGCGGGAUGUCUCCUGCAGAGAGAACCUGGAGUACUCAAACGGCAACAUCUGCUGUUUAAACUGUCCAGCUGGUACACAUAUGACAUCACCCUGCCCUGGAGAAGGACAGAAGGGGACAUGUGAGGAAUGUGACUUUGGGACGUACAUGGAGCACAGCAACGGACUGAAGCAAUGUUUCAAGUGCACACAGUGUCGCUCAGAUCAGGAAGUUGUAAGGCCAUGCACUCACACUCAAGAUGCCGAAUGUCAGUGCAAAGUGGGAAAAUUUUGUGUCCACGACGACCCAUGUGAGGUGUGCAAGAAGUGUUCAAGGUGUGAACAAGAUGAAGAGGUAGUGAGGAACUGCACUGCUACUACCAACACACAGUGCAAGAAAAAACAGCCCGACUCUGUCUCUGGCUCAGCUGGGGCCUCUGUGAUUGUGUCAAUUGGGCUGGCUGCUUUUUUGGUGGUUGGAAUCUUAAUUGCAGUGUGUGUAUGGAGACGUCGUCGAACAACAGACUCCCAAAGAUAUCCUGAGGGGCUGAAAGCUGGACAGCGUUACAGUGACAACUGUCCCACUGAGCGCAGUGGAGAAACCCGAAGGCAGAGCUCCUCCCAUCCGAUCCUGUCCCGGCCACUGGUGAGAACCAAAUCCUCUGCCGGAAUGGAGGAAGAGCGCAAAGUCCUGUGUGAAAGCCUCAGCAGCUCCGCCAGUAACUCCCAGCACAGUCUAACCGCCCUGCCCUGCUCUGCCUACCCCGCACCUCCCCCCAGCCCCGUGGUCCUCCGACAGCCCACCAGGAGGGAAGAGGAGAAAUUUCACAAGCUUGUUCCCAUGCACGGCGAAGAGUCUCUUCGGAGCUGUUUUCAUUAUUUUGAAGAAAUAGACUUCAACCUUCACAAGAAAUUCUUCCGUCACCUCGGGAUCAACGACAACAAGAUCAAGAGCAAAGACAACCUUCCCUAUGACGACAAGAUCCACGAGCUGCUCAAUAUUUGGAUGGAGAAAGAGGGCAGAGGAGCCGACUUAAAUGACCUGCUGAAAGCCUUACUUGAUUUGAAUCAGCGCCGAACAGCUGAAGACAUCAAGGAGAAAGCUGUUCAGGACAGGCAUUAUUGCAUCUCUGAGUGUUAAUGAGUGGUUACUGUUUUCAGAACACCCGUCUGAAAACCUCUAGUUCUGUGAGUACCUCUUAUGGAGUCAGUUCCUUGUUGCUGAGCGCUUACGUACCAUCCAGUAUUGGUUGGAGUAGCUCGCACAAGGCUACUGCCCAUAAGGGUGUUUUGGUAUGAAUAGUUAUGACUAUUCAGCUGUGAAAAAAAAUGAGAAUGCAUUCAUUCUCAUGGAAAUCACUCAAGGUUGAGGACCGUGUGAGUCAAGUUACAUGUCAUCUUAUUGAUGAUCAUAAACAACUCCCAAGGCUACCUCCCAAAGAAGUGUUUUGGCCUGAGUAGUAUAGUUUAACUAUUCAGCCAAAAAACAUUGCUCGUACAUUUACUAAGUGCGUACUUUACUGAUGCUACUACUUCAGUAAAGUUACUGUACCUUACUGUACUGUACAACUGUGAUGGGAAAUGCGGCAUGUUUAGUUAAACUGCAUGCCUGCUAGACCCUAAACAAACGCUCCAAAAUGACAGCUUGAGUUCAGCUGUUUUUGUCUGACUGAAGCUGGAGUGAGUAGUUAAGUGCAAAAAGUGUUUGCUGUCUUGUGUACGAGGAGAGCAAAGACAAAGAACAAGAAGAAAUGAGCAGAAAUCAGGUUGAAGACAGGUUGAUUGUCUGUUAGAACUUGUUGAUGAUUUUGUACAAGAUGUGCUUUAUUUAUUUAAUGACAAAUCUGAGCAUAUGUCCUCAGGAAUAAAUGUCUUUAUGACUGUACUGAUUGAUCAACGAAUCAUAAAGAACAUGUCAUUGAGAUUACUAGAGAAACAUUAAGUUUAUGAUGGUGGAGAGAUGUUAUGUUCUCUACCCCUGCCUAACUGUAUUUUAUUUGUAUUCAUUGAAAGGGAUGUUUUGAUCAUGGUUCAGCUUGGCUGUUUUACUCACGCAAAGCACCUGCUCAAAAUGGAUUUGUGUUUUUUUUCUCUCUCCCAGUCUGUGUUGUGUUUCUGUACUAUUGUUGCACUUCUGUCAUAGUCCUGAUCAACAGUAAUGACUUACAGGGUUACAAAAACACAAAAGCUCCUGCUGGGAGCCUCUGAUGUGCUUUAGAGAAAUAAUUUCAAUCAAUAUAUCAAUACAUUUAAAUGGAAAAUAUUUCAUUUUUUGCCCUUUUUCCGAAAAAGACAACAUUCCAACUAAACUGUUUACAUGACUAAUGAAAAAGAAUAUUCCAAUACUACUGACAUUGAUUUAAGUGUGUUAACAUCGUCGUUUAUCACGUCAAAGUAUUGAAACGUGAAAAAACUGGAGUGCUUCUUUCUUGCAGCAACAUUUUUCCAAAGUGUCAUACUGGAGAUGAACUUGUUUGAUUGUUCAAAGACGGCUGUCGUCUUUCAUUCCUUAAACCACCUUUUUGAAAAAGUUAGCAGUGUUAGAUUUGGCCCAAAACCUGUUGAUAUCCAAGUCAUUAGAUCUGCAGUAGGUGAGUUUCUCUAUCAGGUUGGCUUUUCUUUUGGGCAGGUAUCUCUACCCCAGCCUUACAAGUUUGCACAUAUCCAUGACAACGCACAGAGCUAAUCAUAAACAGACAAGAUGCUGUCUAAUGCAAACUGUGAUUAAAAACCCCAAAUGAGACCUUAAAACCUGAAUAAUAUCAGCAUAUCCCAGAGGCCUUAAUUGGAAAUACUAAAUUUGUAAAAAGGCCUAAUUUGAAAUGUCUAAAUGUAAUAUUGUCUUAAAUAGACUAGCAUCAAAUCCAGAAUAUUUACAUGUUUUGGAUGAUUUGUGAAAUAUUAGUGUGCCUGUAAACAUAGCCACUGUUACAUAUUGCCUACUUUUACUUUCCUUCUGUUGCUUUCUCUCUCAGGUCAUGGAGUGUUUGUCAACCCAUUGAUUCUGAAAUUUUUACAUUUACUUUUUAAUGGAUUUCACAGAUCCAUGUGAGGCUGUUUUUAUUUUGUAGAGAAUUAUUACAUCUAAACGCUCUGAAAUAUCACAUCUGUCUUCAGAGCAGAAGUUGAAAUCUAACUUGAAUGUGAAAAAAAAUAAACUCUGCCACUUUA
This is a messenger RNA of Plectropomus leopardus (leopard coralgrouper), 3381 nucleotides long. It is a transcript of the gene hdr, whose product is annotated as hematopoietic death receptor. NCBI's taxonomy places the organism in Eukaryota, Metazoa, Chordata, Actinopteri, Perciformes, Serranidae. Gene Ontology annotation, biological process: TRAIL-activated apoptotic signaling pathway; positive regulation of apoptotic process. Gene Ontology annotation, molecular function: protein binding. The record is from RefSeq and is a predicted model, not a curated record. Gene Ontology annotation, cellular component: cell surface; plasma membrane.